AACGUAAUCUGAAAGCUUGACAUCCUUUCAUGUCAUCAGUCUAUAAUGGAAACGAGUGAGUAUACACUCAAGGUUUAGGACAAGAUGAGCUUCAUCCUUCUCUCGAUUUCUCCCAGAGUUAUUGAUGGAUAUCAAAGUUUAAUGUCGAAUUCUCAUUGCCUUUAAUACGUGAUGAUGAGAAAUACAGAGUCUAGAAUUGUUAUCUUCCUAACAAGCUUAUAAUCCUAACUGUAGAACAUGCCAUAUUCUAGCAUGAGCAUGCAUUAGCUAGGAUGCAAGUUACAGCAAGUAUAUCAGUCUUGAUUCUCUCGAAGUUUAGGGGAAGAGGGCAAACAGGUCUUUUAAUAGCUGUGUUAGGCUAAAGAUUCUUCUAUGGAAGAAAACGACACCGUAAAAGCAGAGUGUCUGUUAUUUACAGUUUAGCCCUAAACCCUACUAAGAGAUGGAGAGCCGGUGAAGAUCGAAGAGAUCACGAGAGGUCGAAUGGAAAAAGAUUUGUGGAAAAACGAAGAUGAACCAUGGAGGGUACUCGAAUUCUACAGUGGAAUAGGUGGAAUGAGGUAUUCGUUAAUCAAAGCCGGCGUGAACGCAGAAGUAGUUGAGGCAUUUGACAUCAACGACAAAGCCAAUGAUGUUUAUCAGCACAACUUUGGUCACCGUCCUUAUCAGGGUAAUAUUCAGAGCCUCACUGCAACUGAGCUGGACGGCUAUAAGGCUGAAGCAUGGCUUCUUUCUCCUCCUUGCCAACCCUACACUCGACAAGGGCUCCAAAAGCAAUCUGGUGAUGCCAGAGCAUCUUCGUUUCUCAAACUUCUUGAACUUAUGCCACUACUUUCACAACCUCCUGUUCUGUUAUUUAUGGAAAAUGUCGUUGGAUUUGAGACAUCAGACACUCACGCAAAAAUGAUUGAGAUAUUGGGCAAGUCUGAAUAUGUAACGCAGGAGUUUAUCUUGAGCCCACUACAGUUUGGUGUGCCAUAUUCCAGGCCACGUUAUUUUUGUCUGGCAAAGAGAAAACCUUUCUCCUUUAAGUGCCAACACUUUAAUAGCCAGCUCCUGUGGUCUCCAGGCCCAUUGCUUGGGCAUGAUGACAUUGCUGUGAUCAACAAACAUGUUGAAUCUGAUGAGAGCUGGGAUAAGUUGCUCCAAUCUUGUGACCCUGUAGAGAGUUUUCUUGAAUUCAAAAAACCAAGCCACCAAAUAAAUACAGAAACUGAUUUCUUGGCAACUAACAGUAUUACUACAGAUAGUUUUGGAGCUUCAGAGAAAAUUGGUGAAGCAAAUGAGCAUGAGUCUAUGGACCAAUAUCUUGUUCCACCAAGCUUGAUAGAAAGGUGGGGAAGUGCUAUGGACAUUGUCUAUCCAGAAUCGAAAAGAUGUUGUUGUUUUACAAAGAGCUAUUAUCGAUACGUCAAAGGUACUGGUUCCCUUUUGGCAACUAUCCAGCCAGAGAGGGGAAAACCAACUUCUCUGAAGGAGCAAUGCCUUAGAUAUUUUACCCCCAGGGAGGUUGCAAAUUUGCACUCUUUCCCAGAGUAUUUUCAGUUCCCACAGCACAUAAGCCUUAGACAACGAUAUGCAUUGCUGGGAAACGGUUUAAGCAUAGCAGUGGUCGCUCCCUUACUCCAGUAUCUGUUUGCGCAGCCAUCCUGAUAUUCUUUUUAAGGCCUGAUGUUUCCAUGUGAAGCCGCUCACAAGUUAUCAAUUUUUGCAGGGUUGAUGAGUUCAGAUAACCAGCUUAUAAAUGUCUAAAUUUGAUGAGUUUGAAUAGCUAGCUUAUAACUUUGCUAGCCCUUAUAGCUGAGCCAUGGCCCUUAUGGUUGAGGCCGGGUGGGGUUUGAAAGGCUUGGGUUUAGGAUAUAAAAAAAAAAGGCUAUUGGAGUAGCUUCGUGAUCAAAUAGAUACAAAAUAGAAUCUGAAGUUGUAUUAAUUUCAUGAGUAGCUACUAAAUCUAUAUUCAUUUUGCUGGCAGCUUUGUCUAUGGCAACUUUAGACAAACAAUAACAGCCUAAAAGGGAAGAAACAGACAUUAGUUAGCACAAUCGUUAGUGUAACAGGAUGAAGUUUCUUGAAUGUAAUUGACUGUUCACAGGUCUUGAAUCUCAAUGAGACACAUUUAGGAUUAAAUUU
Molecule: messenger RNA, 2130 nt
Organism: Mangifera indica (mango)
Lineage: Eukaryota; Viridiplantae; Streptophyta; Magnoliopsida; Sapindales; Anacardiaceae
Product: tRNA (cytosine(38)-C(5))-methyltransferase 2
Exons: 10
Coding region: 484-1653 (389 amino acids)
Molecular function (GO): methyltransferase activity
Source: RefSeq, a predicted model, not a curated record